AUGAAGAAUUAGCUCCUUUUCUUUAAAAUGAGAAUCAGAAAUUAACAUAAUUUUUGUUCUUAAUUAUAAAUGCUUUCUUAUCAAAAUCUUGCGUAAAAUGAAUACUAAAAAGGAAAAGAUAUUCCAUCUCCAAGCCCUCUUUCCAGACCUAAAUAAAAUAAUACAAAUUAACAACCUACGCCAGUUCCUCAACCGUUUAAUACUUUAUUACCACCUAAUCUGUAAAUGUUAUGAAUCAUUAUCUUAAUAGUUUACAUCCAAAGACAAUAUAAAAUGAAAAAAAAUCGUAUAUAUUUGUUUCUUAUCUAGAAUUAUAUCGAAUCAUUCUCGAAAUUAAUCUUUUAGAUCGGCAUAUCACAACAACUAAAUCAAUCCUCAAGAAUAAACAAAUUUUGAAAAACAAUAAUUAUCCAUGAAAUAAGAAGGAGAAGACCUAAAGUAAUAUAAUUUAGCUAGUUAGAACAUAAAUCAGGAAAUUAUAGAAUGAGAAUUAACAACUCAAAAAAGCGAUCGAUUAACUUCAAUCUGAAUUGUAUUCAGUUUUCCUUCUAAUCCUUUAGAUAAUCUUUUUAAAACCAAAUGUCAAGUGAGUAAGAACUCAAAGCCAAAUUUGAUUAAUAAGAGGAAAUGAUUAUUAAGUUGAAAUCAGAAGUUCGUAUAAAAUCAGAAACUCUCUAAGAGAACCAAUAAUAAUAAGCCGAAAUGGAAAAACUAUAGAAAAAGUUGGAAGAUUACAAUCUCAUAACUAUAAAAUCAAAUGAUUUAAAUAAAUCAAUUAAAGAUUUAUAAGAAUAAGUUUAAGAUUAGAAGAAGCGAUUAGUUAUUCUCAGUUCAACUGAGCAUGAAAAUUGCAAUUUAAAGGAGUAUAUUGAAAUAUACAAAUAAUAAUUAAGAGAAAAGGAUAUUAAAAUCUAAUAGUAUAGAGAAUAAUAUGAACAAUUGUUUAUGGAUAAUAAGAAAAUUAAAAUCACUCUAGAUUUAUUAAAUUUUGAAUUCAAAAAACAAUACGAAAAUUCUAAUGAUUAAUUGAAUAGAGCAAAUAUUUAAAUUAUAGAACUUUAAGGGCAAGUGAGCUCUUAAUAAAGUAAUCUUGCUAAUUUAACUGAUUAAAUUGAAUUCUAAAAAUAAUAAAUCAAGUAAUUAGAAAUUAAAGAAAAAGAAUUAUAAAGUACUAAAAAUUAAUUGUUAAAAUUAGAAGAUUCUGUUUAAAGCUCAAAUCAAUAAAAUUAAUUAUGUAAUCCAUUUGUUACUACUAUAUAUAGAAUAAAAAGAAAUAGAAUAAUUAACGAUGACUUUAAAAAAUGGCAAAUAGGAAUAUCUAAAUCAAUAAUAAAAACUAAUUAAUACUGAGUAGGAGAUUAAGAAAUAAUCCGAUCUAAUUUUACAACUUUAAAAAUAAAAAGAUCAAUUAAUUUAAUAAUGUUAAUACCUUUAAUAAGAAUUAAAAAAAAAACAAGGAAAUUUAGAUCAAAGCAUAAAUUAUGCCCAAAAUUAUUAAAUUGAAAUGAAGAAUACCUUAGAUUAAUAAUCAAAUUAAAUUUAGUAUAUGGAAGCAGAAUUAUAAAAAAGAGAUGCUAUAAUUUAUAAUUUAAAUCAGCACAAUCAAUAAUUAAAAAGUUAACUUGAAUAAUUUUCAUAAGCUGAUUCUGUAAAUAAAAAUGAGUUAAACAGUAAUUUUGUAAAAAUGAAAGAAAUGCACAAUGAUUUAAUUUUGUAUGAGAAAUAGGUGGAUACUUUAAGUUUGGAACACCAUUAAACAAAAUUAUAAAAUUAAAUGUUAAUAGAUAGAAACAACUAAUUAGAAUUGGAAGUUACAAAAUUAAGAGUAUUUGUAUCUCUAUUAAAUAGGAAUAAUUAAUUUAAUAAGACAAUCGAAUGAGAAACUUAGAAAAUGAAUUGUAGACGUAUUCAUUUAACCAAAAGUUAAAUUCAACAUAGAUGCCUUAUACUUAAGAUUAACUUUUUCCAAAUUAAUAAUAUAUUUCUUAUAUUAAUACACCUAAAGGGUCUUUUAAUAACUAAUUUAAUUUUUAUAAAUGA
Molecule: messenger RNA, 2040 nt
Organism: Paramecium sonneborni
Lineage: Eukaryota; Ciliophora; Oligohymenophorea; Peniculida; Parameciidae
Source: the annotation of a GenBank genome assembly